Messenger RNA from Chilo suppressalis (striped riceborer), 629 nucleotides. Lineage: Eukaryota; Metazoa; Arthropoda; Insecta; Lepidoptera; Crambidae. The record is from the annotation of a GenBank genome assembly.
GGAGUUAUUUAUAUAAUCGCAAAAGUAAUUUGCUUCGUUCAAUAUUAUUAUUACACAAAAUUUUAGCCGUAAUGAAAUAAUUCACCUUACGUGAUGAGUAUAAAGAAUGGAAUAACAAUAGAAGAAUUCAUAGAAUCAUGCAAUAAGUUUUGUGAGAUUUCAGAAAGACUAAGUGAUGGCUGGAAGUUUUAUGGAAACGAAGUUGAUAAAUAUAAGAGCUACAUAAAAAAAUGCAGCUUUUUGCAGCAGGUCAAAUCUGAUAUAAAUACUUUGUUGAGAGCAGAGUUUGUAAUAUUUUAUAACCUUAGUUAUGGUGUUCCAUCAUUCAGUUUUAAUGUUUGGAACUCAUCUGGUGUACUUUUAAGUUUAGAGGAAAUUAGGCAGAUGUCUCUAAUAAGUAUAAACAAAGACAACUUUUUUUCUAUUAUUACUCAACAAGAACACCCUGUAUUACUGCGACCUUAUUUUGUGAUUCAUCCAUGCCACACAGAAGUACUAUUGAGGGAGUUAAAAGAAGUAUCCAAGAAUAUAAUAGUUACCUUCUUAGGAUUGGUAACUCCUUUACUAAGGCUAGACUUGCCCUUUGAAUAUGGACUGUAAAUAGAUUGCAAUUUCUUUAUUUUACUACU